AUGUUCACCUCCGUUCGUCUUUGCAGAGCUGUUCCCUCCACUUUCAAGUCUGCACAAUUCACAUMCAGACGUACCUUUACAGCCAGCACUUUCGUCAGAAUGCCCGAAGCACUCAAGCAGAGCGAGGUCUCCUCGCAGACCGACCCAUCAGUCGCAAAGCAGUUUGACAACGAGACCUCGACCGAGGACAAGUUCAAGGAUUUCUACACGCUGGCCGAUGGCAUGAAGAUUAGCAUGAUGUCGACUUACCGGAAUGGACUUGGCCCAGUAUCUCGCUCAAUGGCCGUCUCGAAGCGUAGUGGACCAGAUUUCCUCUACCUGGCCAACAAGCACAGCAACAAGAUGACCGACCUGUCCCAGAACAAGGAGGUCAACAUCACCUUCCACGACUCCAGCAAGCAAGAUUGGAUCUCUGUUACUGGGGAAGCAGUGACGACCAGCAGUGACGACCCGCGCAUCAAGCAGAUCUAUUCCAAGAUUGUGAGUGCGUGGUUUGGAGACUUGGGCGAUGGUGUGCACACUGGUGGACCCGAAGACCCUCGCAUGUCUCUGAUUGAGAUCAAGGCAAAGUACAUAUCCUACUACAAGUCGACUACCGGCAAGCUCAGCUCGAUGAUGGAGAUUGGUGGUGCGGUCAUGACGGGCAAAGUUGCUCAAACUGGAGACCUGAGGGAGAUGCACGAGGCUGAGAUCAAGGAAGCUCGUGAGAGGGAUAGCAAGUUGAGCUCCUAA
Messenger RNA from Ramularia collo-cygni, 732 nucleotides. RefSeq lists its product as uncharacterized. The coding region runs from base 1 to 732 and encodes 243 amino acids. The record is from RefSeq and is a predicted model, not a curated record. Lineage: Eukaryota; Fungi; Ascomycota; Dothideomycetes; Mycosphaerellales; Mycosphaerellaceae. The transcript is spliced from 3 exons.